This is a messenger RNA of Diabrotica balteata, 3688 nucleotides long. NCBI's taxonomy places the organism in Eukaryota, Metazoa, Arthropoda, Insecta, Coleoptera, Chrysomelidae. The record is from the annotation of a GenBank genome assembly.
AGUUGCUCGCCAAUAAAUUUACUAUAUAGUUGCCUUCGGAGUUCGGUUCUGAGUAUUUGGGGGAUGCCAUUGACAUUUACAUUUAAAAACAGAGUGUGCGACGCCAGGUAGGCCGCUGACAGAUGCAUGACAGCAUUCACGCAGAGUAAACAAGGAGCGGUUGGUCUGUUUCAAAAUAUACAUGGGUACAUACGAUUUUCCAUUUAAUUUUGGUGUUUUAUUAUUACGCGAGUUAAGAUUUAUAGUGACUCUGUGAACGAUUUGGGAAAAUGGUGUAUUUGAAUAGUGUUUUCGUUGCUUGGACUAUGGAAACUAUGUUGGAGUUGACUAUUUUCGUGGGAUUUUUGUAUUGGGCAUUUCCUGGAUUAUUUUCGGAAGGUCUAACAAGAGUUAACAAAAUGGUGGACAUAGUAACAAACCGUGUUUUUGAUACCUACAACAAAUUUUCUCCGUCGAAUAAUAAUCACAACCAGUCUGUGGCAACGUCGACGAUUAUGAGAACAUUUUCUAGAGACCAGAAAUUCAAGAAAACUUAACCAGAGAGGCUGAUCAACAGGCUGCAGAAAAUCAACUAUUCGAUAGCAAAGACAAUGUACCAGAUGUGCAACUAGGCAAAAGAAGACCAUUUAUGGGACUUAGUUGUCAAAAUUGUACAUUAACUAGUAGGGAAUCACUAGUGAACAAAACAACCGAAAUCUUAGCCUUAAGAAAUAUCCUGGACUACCAGUUACCAGUCAGCAGCGGGUUUAUCCGAAAAACGUUUUCUCACUUGUAUCAAGUGUCACAAAUCAAGACCUAUAAAUAUCCACAGGUGGCAGAUCUAGUAUUGGAAGAUAGCCGUCUUAAAGAAGCCAUCGAUAAGGCAGCCAUUCAACAGUUUCACGAUGCCAACAAUAGCGAUGAAGAGUUUUACCAAAAGCUCUUAAAAAACAACCAGCAACGCGCGAAGAAGUUGCUAUUUGAUAUGAGAUCGACGCUAUCAGAUUUUUUACUUAAGUUUACAUCAUGGGUUUGUUACAAACUACUUCCUUGCUUCUUAACGUCAGUUGUGGUUCACCCGGGCCAAGUUGAAAUGUUGAAGAAAGCUGGAAAAUCGAGUCUUCCGCUCAUUUUCUUACCUUUACAUAGGUCACAUUUGGAUUAUAUUUUGAUAUCGUUUAUUUUGUUAAACAAUAAUAUACGAUCGCCGCUCGUGGCAGCUGGAGAUAAUUUGAGGAUACCAUUUUUUGGAUCUCUGUUGCGAGGAUUAGGAGCAUUCUUCAUCAAACGCCGUGUAGAUCCAGUGAUGGGACGCAAAGAUCAUAUAUACAAAGCUGUACUACACACCUACAUGAAUACGUGUUUAAGGGCCGGACAUAACAUUGAAUUUUUCCUUGAAGGUGGAAGAACGAGAACCGGAAAGCCGUGUAUGCCAAAAUAUGGAAUACUGAGUGUUAUUGUAGACACUUUCAUGGAUGGUACGAUAGAAGAUGCCCUUUUGGUGCCAGUUAGUGUGAAUUACGAAAAAUUAGUUGAUGGAAAUUUCAUUCGUGAACAAUUAGGCCAACCAAAAGAAAUGGAAACGUUUGGCAAUGCCGUUAGAGGUAUUUGGAAGGUUCUGAACAGCAAUUAUGGUAUGAUGAGGAUAGAUUUUAAUCAACCGUUUUCGUUAAGGGAGCUUAUCAAAACAUUUAAUGCAAAUGGAAAGUUGCCCAUACCUAAUGGUAUACCUCACAAGCUGCAGUCUAAUCCUUCCACGACUAGUUUGUAUGGUACUGAUGUAGUGUCAGAUGAACACAAGUGUAUUGUCGAACGGAUCUCAAAACACAUUAUUUAUGAUUGUGCACAAUCUUCUUCUGUGAUGUCAACAAACGCACUCGCUUAUUUAUUAUUGACAUGCUUCAGGGAUGGUGUCAGUAUUGAAAAACUUGUUGUAGCAUUCGAUGCAUUACGUAGAGACUUAGAAUACGAAAGAAAAGAUAUCGGCUUCACUGGAGACUCCAUAGAUGUUAUUAAUUACGCCGUUGAAAUGUUAGGACCAGGUCUGAUAAGAAAAGAAAAAGUCAAUAACGAAGAUAUAAUUAAACCAAUAGCAAUUCUACCAAACGUAAUCGAAUUAUCCUAUUACAGUAAUACUCUGGUGACACAUUUUGCACUGGAAUCAGUUAUUGCCAUCGCCAUAGAUGCUAUGGAUCGCACGUCUGGCAACGUUGUCCAGCAGGAUCUAGUCGAAAACGUCCAGGAGCUCUGUGAUAUGUUACAAUUCGAGUUUUUGUUCUGUAAACCGUGCCAAAACCUCGAGCAGAUCAUUACCAGCUGCAUUGACGAUUUAAUUGAUAGGAAACAAAUAUUUUUAGUGGACAGCGAGGAAGAAAGUGAAUUAAAUAUAAGAAGCAGGCGGUUAGCUCGACAGUUCGAUGAUGAUGAGCACGAAGAGGAAAGAGUUUCUCCAAAAAUAUACAAACUGAACCCCAAUAAAGAGGCUGUGGAUGCGCUCAAGUAUCUUAGAGUACCGAUAGCACCGUUUGUAGACACCUACGCCAUCACUGCAUUUACGCUGGACAAAUUGGUUGGAAGGCAGCUCUUAGAGUCAGAACUACUCAAUGAUGUGUUGGAGGAACUUAAAUCUCAGCUAUCGUCCGGAGGAAUAAAAUAUGGAGAAAGCGUUUCAGUGGAUACGAUUAAGAACGCCCUAAAGCUGUACCAACACUGGGGCAUUCUCGAGUGCCAUUCGGAGAAAAAGAUGAGGUUGUACUAUCUCCAAGAAAGCCAGGACGAUUCUGAAUGCGUCUCCGCAUUGUAUCAAAGAGUGCAAAAGUUCCGGUAACAAGUGUUUAGGAGGCCUUAGUACGAGAUAUAAGUAUCGUGAACGUUCGUCAACUUUUGAUAUAUUUUCACAUUGGAACAAGGAUAUUUUCGAAGCAUCAGAAGUUUUCAGACGCUCUUGAAAUUAAUUCAACGCCGAGUGAUAUUCAUUAUUUACUCAGAUCCAACAAUAUUUUUCUUGUUUUACUUAAUUUAAGAAAAAAAAAACAUAUCCCUAAGAGAUAUAAUUAAGAAAAAAUUUAAAAAUAUGUACAUACAAAUUUAAAAAAUUAAAAUAUAAAACAGAUCUAAAAUUAAAGCUAUAAAAACGGACUACCCCCUUUGUCCAUAAUUAAGUGCCAAUAUUUCUUUAAAAAAACUAAAAUUUUCCUCAAAUUAUCAAAAUAAAUUCAAAAACAAAAUUAUAUAUUGUAUUUAAAGUCAAAUACCCACAUUAUUCUAAAAGAAAUUAUUUGACACUUUGGCCCUGCAGCGGAAGCCGAAACAUCAAAUAAAGUCUUUAUGUAAUAAUUUUCUGUUUUAUUUGAAAUAUAUUUAUAAUGGAAUGAACUUUUUUGCAAUUAAAGCAGCUUUUGCUCAAUUUUUGAAAAAAAUGGACACUUUUGGAUGGAGGGUGUAUUUUUUUUAGGGAAAACAUAUUUUUGUGGGUGACAGUAAGUAAUAGUACAUUCUGGUGUUAUUAAAGUGUUUAGUUUUUAAGUUGUGUAUAGGUUUGUACAUUAGAAUUUUUAUGUGGUUGAUUUUUAUACGAAUUGCUCAUAGGGAUGCAUUUUUUAAUAAGAUGUCGAGUACUGUGAUACAAAAAUUGAAAAUGAUCAAUCUUAUCGAUUUGGUAUCUUCAUACCUAAAUAGAUAUUUAAUUAACAAUAAUAAAUAUAUUAUU